Messenger RNA from Aureococcus anophagefferens, 561 nucleotides. RefSeq lists its product as hypothetical. The transcript has a single exon. The coding region runs from base 1 to 561 and encodes 186 amino acids. Gene Ontology annotation, biological process: formation of translation preinitiation complex. The record is from RefSeq and is a predicted model, not a curated record. Lineage: Eukaryota; Pelagophyceae; Pelagomonadales; Pelagomonadaceae. Gene Ontology annotation, molecular function: RNA binding.
AUGUUCAAGCGCUUCACCCAGGAGGAGUGCGUGAGCUCGCAGAGCCAGGUGAAGUCGAGCGUCGGGCGCGCCAUCCGGACGGCCAUCUGCGACCAGUACCCGAAGAUCGAGGACGUCAUCGACGAGCUGCUCCCGAAGAAGGAGUCGCUCGUGCUGGCCAAGUGCACGAACCACAUCCAGCUCCUCGUCGUCAAAAACGAGCCCAUCUUCUUCCAGCAGCGCGACGGUCCGUGGUUCCCGACGCUCCGGCUCGUGCACCGGCGCGCGUCCGUCUUCGAGGACCACGUCUGGCGCACGGACGCCGGCGCCAUCCGCUUCGUCCUCGGCGGCUCGAACGUCAUGUGCCCGGGCUUCACGCACGACGACGGCGACAUGCCCGCGGACCUGCCCGUCGACGCGCCCGUCGUCGUCGGCGCGUUCGGCAAGAAGCACGCGAUGGCCAUCGGCCAGGUGAAGAUGACCAAGGGCGACAUCCUCGAGAAGAACAAGGGCAUCUGCGUCGACAACCUCCACUUCCUCAACGACGGCCUCUGGCAGCUCAAGAACGGCCAGCUCGACUAA